This is a messenger RNA of Caenorhabditis bovis, 813 nucleotides long. The record is from the annotation of a GenBank genome assembly. NCBI's taxonomy places the organism in Eukaryota, Metazoa, Nematoda, Chromadorea, Rhabditida, Rhabditidae.
AUGGCUGAUCGAGGAGGAUUCCGUGGCGGUUUUGGAAGCGACCGUGGACGCGGUGGAGCCGCUCGUGGCGGUGACCGUGGAGGCCGUGGUGGUCGCGGAGGUCGCGGAGGACGUGGUGGUCGCGGAGGAAGAGCUGGACGUGGUGGAGAGAAGGAAGCUGAAUGGACUCCAGUCACCAAGCUCGGAAGACUCGUCAAAGAAAAGAAAAUCACUACUUUGGAAGAGAUAUAUCUUAACUCCCUUCCAAUCAAGGAGUUCGAGAUCAUUGAUACUCUUUGUGCCAAUCUUAAGGACGAAGUUUUGAAGAUUUCUCCAGUUCAGAAGCAGACCACUGCUGGUCAACGUACCCGCUUCAAGGCUUUCGUCGCCAUUGGAGACUACAACGGACACGUUGGACUCGGAGUUAAGUGCUCUAAAGAAGUUGCCACCGCCAUCCGCGGAGCCAUCGUUGCCGCUAAGCUCGCCGUUAUCCCAGUCCGUAGAGGAUACUGGGGUAACAAAAUCGGACUCCCACAUACCGUUCCAUGCAAGGUCACUGGAAAGUGCGCCUCUGUCAUGGUUAGACUUAUCCCUGCUCCACGUGGUACCGGAAUCGUUUCGGCUCCAGUUCCAAAGAAGCUUCUUCAAAUGGCUGGAAUCCAAGACUGCUACACCGCUGCCAAGGGACAAACCGCCACACUUGGAAACUUCGCCAAGGCCACCUAUGCCGCCCUCCAAAGAACAUACUCCUACCUCACCCCAGAUCUCUGGAAGGAGGAAGCUCUGGAGAAGUCACCAUACCAGCGUCACCACGAUUUCCUGGCUCGCAACUAA